This is a messenger RNA of Pseudonaja textilis, 575 nucleotides long. NCBI's taxonomy places the organism in Eukaryota, Metazoa, Chordata, Lepidosauria, Squamata, Elapidae. The record is from RefSeq and is a predicted model, not a curated record.
CUCCGACCUCGGCAAGCAGGACCCAAAGGAGGAACUGUUGACUCUCUCGAAGAGAUGAGAGUGCCCAGAUCAUGGAGGCAGAAAGAGGCUCGCCCAGGAGGCUGCGCUGCAUCGGCCGGCGGCUCUACGACGAGAACGAGGACCUGUCCGACGUGGAGGAGAUUGUCAGCGUGCGCGGCUUCAACCUGGACGAGAAGCUGAGGAGCCGCAGUUACCGCGGGGACUUCGUGCGGCCCAUGGACGGGCAAGAUUUCACUUUUGAAUACGUGCAGCAGGAAGCGCUAAAGGUCCCUCUCAUCUUCCGAAGUAAGGCUGGACUGGGAAUUAAGAUGCCGGAUCCCAGCUUUACUGUCCAAGACGCUAAGAUGCUCGUGGGGAGCCGCCGAAUUGUGGAUGUAGUGGAUGUGAAUACCCAAAAAGGCAUUGAAAUGAGCAUGGCUCAAUUUGUGCGCUACUACGAAACCCCCGAGGCAGAGCGUGAGAAGCUGUACAACAUGAUCAGCCUGGAAUUCAGCCACACCAAACUAGCCAACAUUGUUAAGCGUCCCAAUGUUGUAAGUGGAGUUUCUAGCUGA